Messenger RNA from Aureococcus anophagefferens, 1095 nucleotides. RefSeq lists its product as hypothetical. The transcript has a single exon. Gene Ontology annotation, molecular function: pyridoxal phosphate binding; L-kynurenine:2-oxoglutarate transaminase activity. The record is from RefSeq and is a predicted model, not a curated record. Lineage: Eukaryota; Pelagophyceae; Pelagomonadales; Pelagomonadaceae. The coding region runs from base 1 to 1095 and encodes 364 amino acids. Gene Ontology annotation, biological process: biosynthetic process. Gene Ontology annotation, cellular component: mitochondrion; cytoplasm.
AUGCUCAACGAGCUCGGCGCGAGAGAGGGCGCCAUCAACAUGGGCCAGGGAUUUCCCGACUUCGAGGGCUCGGCCGUCGCGCGCAAGGCCGCCGCGGAAGCGUUGGACACGCCGUCGCUGAACCAGUACUCGCCCAUCGACGGCCUCGCGUCGCUGCGCGACGAGGUGUCGGCGUUUUACGAGAGGCGCUACGGCGCUCGCUACGACGCGGCGAGCGAGGUCGUCGUCACCUCGUCCGGCCAGGAGGCGCUCGUCGCCUCGCUGCGCGCGUGCUUCACGCGGACCGGCCGCGCCGGCGUCGUCGUCAUGGAGCCCUUCUAUCCGUUCCUCGCGCCGGCCGUCGCCGCCGCGGGAGGCGCGCUCCAGCCGCUUCGGCUGGCGCCGCCGACCUUCGCGCUGCCGACGGCCGCGGCGCUCGACGCCGCGCGCGACGAGACGACGGGGGUCGUCGUCGUCAACUCGCCGCACAAUCCGACGGGCAAAUGCGCGACCGCGGACGAGCUCGCGGUCGUCGCGGACUGGUGCGUCCGCCACGACGUCAUGGUCGUCGCCGACGACGUCUACGAGCACGCCGUCUUCCCGGGCCGCGCGCACGUCCGGAUCGCGGACGUUCCGGGCAUGCGCGACCGCACGAUCACGCUCUCGAGCGCGGGCAAGCUCUUCUCGCUCACGGGCUGGCGCGUCGGCUGGGCCCUCGCGGCCGCGGACGUGGCGCGGGACGUCUCCGCGGCGCACACGGCGCUGACCUACGCGGCGCCGACGCCGCUCCAGCACGGCGUCGCCGCGGCGCUGGCCGCCGAGGACGGGACCUUCGGCGGCGUCGCCGAGCUCUUCGCGCGCAACUACGGCGCGCUCGCCGCGGCGCUCGCGGCGCGGGGGUUGGACGUCUGCCCGGCGGACGGCGGCUACUUCCUCGUCGCCGACGCGAAGCGGCCGGCGAUGGACUUCGCGCGGUCGCUCGCGGACGACACCGGCGUCGUCUGCACGCCGCUCUCCGUGUUCUACGCGACGCCGCCGGCCGAGGACUCCUACGUGCGGUUCACGAUCUGCAAGAGCGCCGCCCACGUCGACCGCGCGUGCGCCGCGCUGGGGUAA